AGAGCGUGCAGUCGGCGCGUUGUACCCAUCUUAGAAUCCACGAUUCUCUUUCUUUCAUUCAUUACGCCAUGUUCUGGUCUCGAAAUAAAGAUACUGAAAAUGUCGAUACGACGAAAUCGGGCAUCAGGGAGUGGUUCAAUGACACACCACAAGAAUACCAGCUCGCAUUCGUUUCUUUCGUCUCCGGAUGUGUCGCAGCUUCAGCAACAAUAGCAUUUCAUCGAAGAUACCUACGUCGAUUGCCCAACAGCGAGUGGAUAACCCCGGAUAUGAUUGCGAAGAAGCGUUGGAUAAAGGGGAAGGUCACUAGUGUAGGUGACAAUGACAAUUUCCGCGUGUAUCAUACGCCUUGGUUAGGUUGGAACUGGCCACUGAAAUUUCGAAGAAUUCCCUCCACGAGUAAAGAAUUGAAGGACCAGACUAUUCAUAUUCGUCUUGCAGGUAUAGACGCUCCUGAGGGGAGUCACUUUGGCCGGCCGGGGCAGAAGUAUGCCGAUGAGAGUCUAGCUUGGUUAAAGAGUCAAGUAGAAGGCAAGACCGUAUAUUGUCAACUUGUACGGAAGGACCAAUAUUCACGAAUUGUCGCAGUACCUCAUUUGAAACCACGCUUUCUGCCAAGCUGGAUGGCAAGAGGCAAAUGUAUCUCUCUGGAAAUGCUUCGGGCCGGUUGGGCGGUCACUUACGAACAAUCUGGUGCUGAGUAUGGCAAAUGGGGCAAGGAGGAAUUCCUCCGGCUUCAGGCGGAAGCUCAGGCAGCGAAACGAGGCAUGUGGAAGUACGGUGCGCUUGAAGAGCUACCUUCAGAGUACAAACGUCGGUAUGCUGCUUCCGCUGAGCGUGCUGAAAGCGGUAUCGCGAAGGAAGAUAAGGCCGUCAAGGGGAGUUGGUGGAGAAGGCUGCUUGGGCGAUAAUAGUCCUUCGUCUUGUAUCAUCAAUUCGGCGGUGUUACCUCAAGGCUUGGUGCAUCUCGUUCAUGCUCGAAUUGCCGAGGUGUCGAUAAGGAACUUCGUCUCUCGUACGUUAUGUAUCGCGAUGCACAGACGUUGUGUUACUUUUGUUACAUCUACAUGAUACUCGACUUGUGUCCGGGAUUAGCUUUUGCGAUCUUGGUAGCUCAACUACCAUAAUACUUACGUUUUUACUGCUGGUC
Molecule: messenger RNA, 1150 nt
Organism: Somion occarium
Lineage: Eukaryota; Fungi; Basidiomycota; Agaricomycetes; Polyporales; Cerrenaceae
Source: the annotation of a GenBank genome assembly